AUGCCGUUGCUCGUUGUCGUUGUCGUCCUGCGACGGCUGACCCGGCAGGCUGGGACCUCUUUUGUGGAUCCUGCCCUCCGCACAAAGCUCCAAGCCCCACAAGUCGUUGGGUUCUCCAGCCCUCUAGCUCUCAACCGCUUCUUCACAUGCCAGAUCAUCUCUAGUGCGGGGUCAGCAUGGCAAAUCGACCUCCGCUUCGUAUCGUCGGCACCCGAUAUCUAG
Messenger RNA from Neurospora tetrasperma FGSC 2508, 222 nucleotides. RefSeq lists its product as uncharacterized. The transcript is spliced from 2 exons. Bases 1 to 222 code for a protein of 73 amino acids. NCBI's taxonomy places the organism in Eukaryota, Fungi, Ascomycota, Sordariomycetes, Sordariales, Sordariaceae. The record is from RefSeq and is a predicted model, not a curated record.